AGAAUCAGCCUGUGGUAAUGGGUUUCUGUUUUGGUAAAGCUGGAGCGAUCCUGACCAUGAAACUGAGACUUGCAGCUUUCGAAGCUAUGAUGAGGCAGGAAAUUAGCUGGUUUGAUGACCCCAAAAACAGUGUUGGUGCACUCACAGCAAGGCUGGCAUCAGAUUCUGCUCAAGUAAUAGGGGUUAAUGAACUACGUUUGGCCACAUUGGUCAAGAUUAUAUCCAAUAUGGGCAGCAGCAUAAUUAUCUUCUUCGUGCAUGGCUGGGAGCUCACACUGUUCAUACUGGUGUUAACAGCAAUCUCGGCAGGUGCUGGAGCUUUAAAGAUUCAGAUGAAGACUGAUAAAACAGCCAAGAUCAAGAAGGAGCUAGAGAAGGCUGGAGAAAAGGUUACAGAGGUCAUCAAGAAUAUCCGUACAGUUGCAUCUCUGACUAGUGAACCCAAGUUUGAAUCACUGUAUGAGAAUAGCCUUGAAGUUCUCUGCACAAACUCACAGGAAAAGGACCUUGUGCAUGGUUUUGUCGUCAGUUUCUCCCAAGCCUUGCUCGGUGUUGGUUAUGCAGGCUGUUUCUUGUUUGGAGCGUGGCUCAUUGAGCACAGCCAUAUGGAUGUUCAGGCUUUCUUCUUAGUGAUCCUAACAAGCAUAUAUGGUUCAGCAUCUGUUGGAGAGGCCUAUUCCCUCGCUUCAAACUAUGCAAAUGCCAAAACAUCCGCUGCUCACAUCGUGACGCUUCUGAACUCACAGCCUGCCAUAGAUAAUCUCUCACAUGAUGGACAGUCAUUGGACCACUUUUACGGGAAUGUUCAUUUGGAGGGUGUCACGUUUAACUACCCGACACGCAGUGGUGUACCAGUCCUCCGGGCUCUGAAUUUGAAAGUGAGCCAAGGGGAGACGCUGGCCCUGGUAGGAAGCAGCGGCUGUGGAAAAAGCACCACUCUUCAGCUUCUAGAGAGGUUCUACGAUGCCAAGCAGGGUAACGUGAUGUUUGAUUCUGUAAAUGUGAAAGAGCUGAACAUCCACUGGUUGAGGUCUCAGAUCGGUAUUGUGUCCCAGGAGCCUGUGCUCUUUGACUGCAGCUUGGCCGAAAACAUCGCCUACGGAGACAACAGUCGUAUUGUGACAAGAGAGGAGAUCAAGGCCGCCGCUGAAGCAGCCAACAUUCAUACCUUUAUAGAAAACUUGCCAAAGAAGUAUGACACUGAGGCGGGCGAUAAGGGAGCCCAGCUGUCUGGUGGUCAGAAACAACAAAUAGCCAUAGCCCGAGCCAUCCUCCGUAACCCCAAACUGUUGCUUCUGGAUGAGGCCACGUCGGCGCUUGACACCGACAGUGAGAAGAUGGUGCAAGACGCGUUGGACAAAGCUAGGCAGGGGAGGACCUGCAUCAUUGCCGCCCACCGUCUCUCCACCAUCCAAAACGCAGACCGUAUCGCUGUCUUUCAGGGAGGGGUGGUGGUUGAACAAGGGACACACCAGCAACUGCUAGCCAAAAAGGGAGUCUAUCACACACUGGUCACCACUCAGUUGGGCUAUGUGAGGGAAUGAGAAGACUCAAGAGUGAUUCAGCGACUGCACUAUAUGAUGAGAUCCGAGAGGGGAUGCACUGGUCUGUUUGGAAGUCAGACUUACAGUAUAUAAAUGCAUUUUUUUUUUGGACAAUGGGACGAGGCCUAAGUAUUCAGACAAUAAAUGCUAAAUGCUCAGUGCACAGGUUACCUUCUAUAAUCUUUCACAAAUUACCGGUAACCAUCAUAAAUCAUCAGUUGAAGACAGGCAAUGAGGCCAAACUCUCAUGUUUCACAUUCUCUAAGCAAUCCAUACAUUGUCUUGACAGAAAGUACGUAAUGUCAAACUGUAUGAACAUUUCGUCAGAUUUUUAUUGACAUUAGCGCAAAAUGAGGAGCCGCAGGAUCCAAGUGUGAAACCGAUUGAACCAAGUAAGGAUGACCAAUGGAUCAAUAUUUUGCAUAUUAACUAAUGUGCAGGAACAUGGGUUAAAGGCAAGUACUGCAUUUGUUUCAAGGUAAUGACCUCCUUAACUUAAAGUAAAAUAAAUUUAGCCAACUUCGUCAAAUAAUGGCCUAAACUCAAAUGAUUCACAAAGUGCAUCAUCCACCACAGCACAAAU
Messenger RNA from Syngnathoides biaculeatus (alligator pipefish), 2127 nucleotides. Its product is annotated as ATP-dependent translocase ABCB1-like. Gene Ontology annotation, cellular component: membrane. Bases 18 to 1544 code for a protein of 508 amino acids. The transcript has 11 exons. Lineage: Eukaryota; Metazoa; Chordata; Actinopteri; Syngnathiformes; Syngnathidae. Gene Ontology annotation, molecular function: ABC-type transporter activity; ATP hydrolysis activity; ATP binding. The record is from RefSeq and is a predicted model, not a curated record. Gene Ontology annotation, biological process: transmembrane transport.